Messenger RNA from Micropterus dolomieu (smallmouth bass), 1983 nucleotides. Its product is annotated as G2/M phase-specific E3 ubiquitin-protein ligase-like. The transcript has 12 exons. NCBI's taxonomy places the organism in Eukaryota, Metazoa, Chordata, Actinopteri, Centrarchiformes, Centrarchidae. Gene Ontology annotation, molecular function: ubiquitin-protein transferase activity. Bases 649 to 1983 code for a protein of 444 amino acids. The record is from RefSeq and is a predicted model, not a curated record.
AAAUUAACAUUUUAGAAAACAAAUUAGCAAGACGCAAAACACUUUUACCCGUCCCGAAACAAAUUUACUAACGAUCGAUCCCUCACGGAAAGGGAAUGUACCACAUACCGGAAGUGACGAGUGAACGCGGGUGAUAGGUGUUGUUGGUGAGCGCGGUUAAUUCGUGUUUUCAAUGUGGAGAAUAUGGCGUGAAUAUGAAGCAUAUAGGAAUUUAAGUUUUUGGUGACCGAACAUGGACUGCGACCGAGGGAUGUUUUGCCCGUUUUGCGGUAAACACAUGAGCAGCUUAACGCGGUUUUGCUUUACGUGUGUCGGUGUUUGUAGUUUUUAAAGGACGCGAACCAGACGGAAACACAGGGGACUUCUCGACAGCCGGACAGUGCUAAGCAAAGUAAGUGUAGCAUAAUGCUAGCUAUCUGAGGACAUAUGGACAAAAUUGGGUAGUAAUGCUAUAUAUAUAUAUAUAUAUGCUUUUCGAGCGGCUUCUAACCUUUUACAGUCUCUAUGCUUCUAACUUUCUAUUUUGAAACGAAAAGAAAGACAGUCUUUUAACUAUGGGCCAAAAGCAAGAUCUAGGCCUAAAGAAAGAAAAAACGUGCAGACCCAGAGAUAGCAGCACCUGAUCUACUGAAACAAGCUGUCCAGAAAAUGAGAACAUUUAAGUACAUGCACGAAGGACCUUAUGUCCUUUUGUAUCCAGACUGCUCAGAGGUGGUCCAUGUGCCUGGGUCAGAAAGGCCAUUUAAAUUGGCAGAAUAUAAUAAGGAAAUAGGAAAGGCAUAUUCCAGGAUUACUUUUUUCAUUUGCCUAGAAAAGCUCUUUAAAAGAGAGUACGAUACCUCAGAUUCUGAUUCUGAAAUUGUCAUCACAACAAGGAGCAGAGCUGAAUUCAAUCGAGCUGACACUUUGGUUUUUGAACCACAAAAUCGAAGUACUCCAAAAUACAAACUGGAAGAUGAAAGAGAUGCACCAGGACAAUCAUCAACAAUUCAGCCAGGACAGAUAGUAAUAUCUGAUGCUGAGGAUCUGGAUCCACCUGAAACAAAUCCAGAAAAACCGUCUUGCUAUAGUAAAUACACAGACCUGUUUUCACCAAAUGUUGAGCAAGAAGACGAAGAGCCGGUUGCUGUCAAUGUGACGAAUUUUCAACACACAGCAAUGGAGGAGACGGGCAUUACAUUACCUGACAUCGUGGCAAACCUGUCACUUCCUAUUGAUCACAAAAAAGUCAGCCGGUUCAACAUCUCAAGGGCUAACGUUUGGGAUGGGGCAGUCAGAGGUUUGAAGCGUACAACCUAUUCUGAAACCUGUGACAUGCUGGUGAAAUUUACUGAUGAUACUGGUGUUCUGGAAGAGGGAAUUGACACUGGUGGUCCAAGACGAGAGUUUUUGACUCUACUGAUGAAACACCUAAAAGACCGGCCCAUUUUUGAUGGACCAGAAGGACAUCGGAUCUUGGUCUACAAUGCAAAUGCUGUUAGGGAGGAUGAAUACUACCUGGCAGGAAAGAUGAUUGCUGUGUCAGUUGUGCAUGGAGGUCCAGGGCCCCAUUUCCUGUCGGAAGAUCUUGUACAUUAUCUUGCAGGCCAGCCUUCAUUCAAAGCAACAAAUAACUUAAUAACUGAUGAAGAAAUAGGGAAAGCUUUGCAAGAGAUUGAGAAUGCUGCUUCAUUGGAUGCUCUGCAAGAAUGUAUGAUGAGACACAGCACAAUGUUACAGACAGCAGGUUGUCUGAGACAUGAGGCUACUGUGGAAGAAAAGAAAGAAAUCGUGUCAGACUACCUCCAAUGGUAUAUUAUUGACCGCAACUCAUCUGUAAUUGAAAGAUUCAGAGAUGGUCUUUCAACCCUGGAGUUUUUGAAUGCACUACAGCAACACCCUACUUUGCUGGCCCCUGUCCUGUACCACUCUGAAAGUCGAAUCACUGUUUUUGAACCACAAAAUCGAAGUACUCCCAAAUACAAACUGGAAGAUGAAAGGUAG